CGCAGCGGCUUCUGCUGCCGGGACGCGAUGGGGCCGGGGCUGCCGUAGGAAGGAGACGCGAUGGGAGCUGCCAGCAGCGAGCCCGAGCCCCCGCCGGGCCCCCUCAAGGGCGGUGGCUUCGCAGCCGAGGUCUCCUGGGUCCGGAGCUGGAAGAGGGUCUUGGCUGGCAUUGGGGUGACGGUGUCCGGGCUGGAGCGCAACUUGGCCACGAGGCGGUGCCUCCAGCAGCGGCGAGGCCCGGGCGAGAAGCUGCCCCGGCUGGGCGAGAAGGUGGUGACGGGGUGGCCAGUCCCGCAGUUCGUCUCGCUCUUCCUCCCGGAGUUCCCCAUCCGGCCCCCACUGGGCCAGCCUCAGCUCAAGAUUCUGGGCUUUGUUGCUAAAGGCUCGUUUGGGACGGUCCUGAAAGUGCUGGACUGCGGGCGGGAGAAGGUCUUUGCUGUGAAGGUGGUCCCCAAAGUGGAGGUGCUGCGGCGUGACACCCUGAAGCAGUGCAAGGAGGAGGUCAGCAUCCAGAGGCAGGUCAGCCACCCAUUUGUUCACUGCUUAGGGGACAGCUGGCAGGGACAGCGGCAUCUCUUCAUUAUGUGCACAUACUGCAGCACCGGAGACCUGCACACGCUUUGGGCCUCUUCGGGGCGCUUCGCGGAAGCCACCAUUCGCCUGUUCGCAGCCGAGCUGGUUCUGGCGCUGGGUUAUCUCCAUGACCUGGGCAUUGUGCACCGAGACGUGAAGGUACGAGUGCCCUGGGAGAGGGGGUCUGACCUGCCCUGCCCCUCGCUGGACCGAGUCAGUGACACGCUCAGGGCCCGCGAGGCCAGCCGGUGUGUCCUGGACAGGUGGCCUCGCUUGGCCGAGUACACCCUGGACAAGGAG
Terrapene triunguis (Three-toed box turtle) is the source of this 873-nucleotide messenger RNA. Its product is annotated as ribosomal protein S6 kinase-related protein-like. Gene Ontology annotation, biological process: protein phosphorylation. The record is from RefSeq and is a predicted model, not a curated record. The transcript is spliced from 8 exons. The annotation marks the transcript as partial. NCBI's taxonomy places the organism in Eukaryota, Metazoa, Chordata, Testudines, Emydidae. Gene Ontology annotation, molecular function: protein kinase activity; ATP binding.